Metopolophium dirhodum (rose-grain aphid) is the source of this 4652-nucleotide messenger RNA. It is a transcript of the gene CenG1A, whose product is annotated as centaurin-gamma-1A. Gene Ontology annotation, molecular function: GTP binding; GTPase activator activity; protein binding. The transcript has 12 exons. Gene Ontology annotation, cellular component: nucleus. NCBI's taxonomy places the organism in Eukaryota, Metazoa, Arthropoda, Insecta, Hemiptera, Aphididae. The coding region runs from base 386 to 3163 and encodes 925 amino acids. The record is from RefSeq and is a predicted model, not a curated record.
GCCGAGAUAGCAAUUUGUUUAUUUGUACGCGGGUUUGAUUACAAUCCGUUGGCUUCUGAGUUGGUGUGAUACCGUCGCACGUCGAGAACGGCACUCAUCGGCGGUGGUUUCGCUUUUUGACGUUUGAUUUUUUUCUAAAUAAUAAUUAUACACAAUUAUCGCUUUUGUCGCCCGCCACCGCCCCGCUAAACUCCUAUCGACGACGGUAACGAGAUCCGCGUAUGUCACAGCGAGCCAUCAACCGCGCUAUUCCGUUUCUGCUUGUCGAUAUUUUCGUUACCUCUUAUCGAAGUGCCCGAAGUGCGUUUCGUUUCCUGCCAAUUCGUCCGCCCGUCCGUCCGUUUUUAGUUCCAAUGAGUGUAAUGUGCGCGACGUGACCAGAAAAAUGAACGGCCGUCCAUCGUACUACCAUAGCCACUCACCGUUCUCCAACAAUUCGCUGGCCAUCUGCAAGGAAAUUCAGCGGUUUGAGAGCGUCCAUCCGUCCAUCUACGCCAUUUAUGAUCUCAUCGAGCUCAUACCCGAUCCAAUCGUCGCCCAACAAGUCAGGGACCAUGUCGUGUGCAUCGAAGAUUCGUUUGUAAACAGUCAAGAAUGGACGUUGUCCCGAUCAGUUCCGGACUUACGCCUGGGCAUUGUUGGUUCGCUAUCGUCCGGCAAAUCGGCGCUGGUUCACAGGUACCUGACCGGGUCGUACAUGCAAGAAGAGAGUCCAGAAGGAGGUCGAUUCAAGAAAGAGAUAUCCGUAGACGGCCACAGUCACCUGUUGUUGAUCAGAGAUGAGGGUGGUUCUCCAGAGUCACAGUUUACCGCCUGGGUGGACGCUGUUAUAUUCGUGUUCAGCCUGGAAAACGAAGCGAGCUUCAACGCCGUGUACGGAUAUUACACGAAAAUGGCACAUUACCGUAACUCGGCCGAAAUACCGCUCAUCUUGGUCGGCACACAGGACGCCAUCAGUGAAACGAACCCUCGGGUAAUAGACGACACAAGAGCCAGGAAGUUAGCGGCGGACCUGAAGAGAUGUUCGUAUUAUGAGACGUGCGCCACGUACGGUUUAAACGUGGACCGGGUGUUCCAAGACGCUUGCCAAAAGAUCAUCCAGCAGAGGCUGUCGGCAUCUACCAACUGUCUCUCGGACUCUCGGUGCUCGACGCCUGCCUCAUCGUCGACCACUACCCCGGUUGGUGGUUUGCAGUCUGCAUCGUACGCAGGUAACCAACACCAACACCACCAACUCUACCAACACAUGCAAUCUCCAGCCAGCGGUUCAAGGACGUUCUCACAAACCUCAUCGCCGUCGCCUCCUGUACACGGCGCCGGCGGCGCGUCACCCUCUCACCACGGUAGUAGUGGUGGCGUAGUCAACGCAUUCAAAGAGUCGGUGCUCCGAUCGAACUUGUCGUCGGUGCUGAACCGACAACCGCUCGAGCUGUCCAUAGCUCUGGACAACAACAAUGUAUCGACGAAAACCGCGUUCGACGGUGGUGGACUUAGCGGUGGCGUCGGCGGAGGCAUUGGCUCUGCUAUCGGGCUGUCGGUGCCCUGCAAGGACUUACCCACACCCAGUUCCACGCCCACCACUACCAGGAAGACCCGGAGACGGUCAAACCUGUUCAAUCCGUCCAAGAAGGAUGACAAGAAUCGGUGCCUGGCCACCGGUGAGCUGGGUAGCGGUCGGGCUAUUCCUCUCAAGCAGGGUUACUUAUACAAGCGCAGCAGCAAAGGUCUCAACAAAGAGUGGAAGAAGAAAUACGUCACACUUUGCGACGACGGGCGGCUGACGUACCAUCCGAGUCUGCACGACUAUAUGGAAGACGUACACGGCAAAGAGAUAUCGCUCCAGUACGUCACAGUCAAAGUGCCCGGUCAAAAACCCAGGGGCUCAAAGACCAUCAUGUCGCUUUCGUCAUCGUCGACGUCGGCCAACCACCAUCACCACCACAGCAGCAGCAACGGCAUAUCCGAACAUAUGUCGAACAUAUCGAUAUCGAAUUUCCAGUCGAAAGACAAACGGACGGCGGACAAAGUGAUGCUCACCGCAUUCGAACUGCUGAAGGAGCCGAGCUAUAAGAACGGUGUUUCAGCUAAUGGUGAUGAAUCGACAAUAAGCAUGUCGAAUACUUCGUUGUCGGCGAACAACGGUGAUCUCAAAGCUGAAACACCCAACGUGAAAAAGAGACACAGACGGAUGAAGAGCAGUAACAUAAAGAACCAAGAGUGCGAAGACACCGAUGGAUACGAAUUCCUAAUCGUAUCGUUGGACAACAAACAGUGGCAGUUCGAAGCUAACAGCUCGGAGGACCGAGACGAAUGGGUGGCCGCCAUUGAACAACAGAUUCUCAACUCGUUACAAAGCAAUGAGAUCAACAAAGUAAAUGUCGGCGGUAAAUUCGGCUCGUCCUAUAAUCGAGCGGAAGACGUGCAAAGCAUCCGGACGCGAGUGCCUGGAAACGGUCAAUGCGCCGAUUGCAAUUCUCCGAAUCCCGAUUGGGCCAGUUUGAAUCUGGGAAUACUCAUGUGCAUCGAGUGUUCCGGAGUACACCGCAACCUGGGCUCGCACAUAUCCAAAGUCCGGUCACUCGACUUAGAUGGAUGGCCACCUUCCCACCUCAAAGUAAUGAUGGCGAUGGGUAACGAUCUGGCCAACUCUGUAUGGGAAUCCAACGUCCGUCCUGAUCGAACCAAACCCAAUCCUGGUUCGAGUCGGGAGGAGAAAGAACUGUGGAUACGUAGCAAGUACGAGACCAAAGAGUUCCUACCGGCGAUAAGCCAAACUUCUAACUUAUCACAGCAGCUCAUCGACGCCGUGUACAGGUGUGACAUGAAAGCCCUCACGCUGAUACUGGCCCACGCCAGCGCUGACCAAGUGAAUUGUGUUGUCAGCCACCGAGACUUGCGCACGCCCUUACACCUAGCCUGCUCCGCGAUCAACCUUCCCGUAGCACAGCUACUCCUAUGGUACAAAGCAAAUGCCAAAGCCGUGGACCACGAGGGCAGGACGUGCCUGCAACACGUGAGAGCGGCUUGCCGGAGCGCCGCCGGUGCCGCGUCCGUCCAAGACGUCGGUCCCCUGACGGACUUGCUCGUGCAAAACGGCUGCCCCGAGAACGGCACUAGCACGCUGACCAGACCGUUGGACAUACUCCCGUCCAGCGUCAUCUGAUGAUCGACUCAACACAUCGCCGGCGGCACACUAGUUAUCGCGCAUUAUUGUUGCGUGUCGGCCGAGGAGGCGGGGACGACGGUCCGUUUGGCGUGCGCGCGAAACGAUAAAAAUAAUAAUUAAUGAAUAAUACCGCGCUGUGAUAGCUUUACAUAAAUAUAAUAUAAUGUUAUAAAAUAAUCAUAAAAAUACAAAAUAUAGUGUUGAACGCGUCGUCCGUACAACAAUAAUAAUAUUAUGAUAAUCGAGUGUCCAGUCGUUGGUUCGAUAAUAGUUUUGUACCAGGGUUGACGACAACGACGACCCCAGUCCAGAUUAUAUUAUAGUAUUAUUAUACCCAUUGUACACUGCGGGCGGCGGCAACCACAUCGCGUCCGUGACCUGUAUUAUAGGUAAUAUUAUAAUUAUUGUUGUUUACUUUUAUUUUAUACCGUCUCGUGUUAUUAUCACGAUCGGCUUAUACUAUAUUAUCAUUUUAGACUAUGUAGUAAUAAUAUUUUAUAUUGUAAUAUUAUAUAAUUGUGUUAAAAUUACGUAUUUAUCAACAAUUAUUAUUAUAUGUAUACAUAUUAUUAUUAUCAUUAUUAUUAUUAUUAUUAUUAUAGGUACCUAGGUAUAUAUAUAUAAUAAUAUGUAUAUAUUAUUACGAUGUUAUUAGAAUUAUUAUUUUAAACGAUUUGAUUUAUUAUUUUCUUUUUUAUCACUUGUUUUCUUUCUGUAUAAUAUUAUAAUUUAUAAUAACGCGUCUUCGUGAGAAACGUUUGUACCACGGUCAUCUUAGAACCUAGGAGACCUUAUACCGUGGCUUACACCAACUACUAUAAUAUCUGUACGAAAUAGCGCUUUAGUGUUUAUUAUUAUAUGAUGUGUCGACCGCUCAGAACUCUCCUGUUGUAGUUUUGUCGAUUAUUUUUAUUUGUAGACCUAUUUAACUGUAUAAAAAUACAAAAUCGUUUCAAUUAUUAAUAAUAUAUAAUAAAUUAUACUCACAACAGCUUUAAACGCGGUUACCUGUUCUUUUUUAUUUUCUCAGCUAUAUAUUAUUUUAAUAUUACAUUAUAUUAAUUUAUAUAGAUGGGCAAGUAUUCGUUGUUUCCUUUAUUCCUGUUAAUUUGUAUUGUUAUUAAUAAUUCUUGUUUAUUUUACUUAAACGGUGUAAAAACAAACAUAUUAUUUUUAUAAUAUUAAGUGUAUACAUUGUAUUUGCGUUCAUUUUUUAAACGUGUUCAUCAUACUUAAGCAUAUCACUGGAUACUUAUAAUGGCCACACGAGUAACAAUAUAAUAUUGUAAUUUUUUUAACAGUUACAAUACAAAGUCUUAAUGGCACCAUGCACUCCUACAUAACAAUAUAAUAUGUCUACAAAAUUUUGUACUGAAACGAUAAAUGUGUUGCGGUAGGCAAAUGCGCUUGUGUUCUUGAACUGCGUUUUUAAUUAUAUUAAUAGUAGUGAAAAAAAUAUAUGGAACGUUUUAAUUUGAUUAUUUUA